Messenger RNA from Anopheles marshallii, 1539 nucleotides. RefSeq lists its product as uncharacterized. Gene Ontology annotation, biological process: synapse organization. Bases 1 to 1539 code for a protein of 512 amino acids. The transcript is spliced from 6 exons. The record is from RefSeq and is a predicted model, not a curated record. Gene Ontology annotation, cellular component: neuron projection membrane. NCBI's taxonomy places the organism in Eukaryota, Metazoa, Arthropoda, Insecta, Diptera, Culicidae.
AUGGCUUGGGUUUACACCGGUACCGAUCUGAGCUAUCUCUGUUGCUGCAAUCAAAGGCAUCUUCUAGCUGUGAUAUUCAUCUUCACCAUCGUCAUGGGCGCACCACACACGGAUUUCACCUCUUCGCAGCGGCAAACUUUGGUGCAAGAUACCGAAGGCAGCAGCAACAGCAACCAUCGUCAUCAUCAACAGCACCAUCACCACCACCAACAAUACCAUCACCAACAGCAUCACCAUCAUCAGCACCAUGAACAUCCGGGCUCAUCGGCAGCACCGUCGGUGUCGCCAUUUCCGGCCGCGAUGUAUUUUGCCACCCAAAACAACACAAAAGUCACCGCACAACGAGGCGGCACGGCCCUGCUACCGUGCACCGUCAUCAGCCAAUCUUCCGCCCUGGUAUCAUGGAUCCGCCGGCAGGACUACCAGCUACUAACGGUCGGUCUCUCGACGUACAGCAGCGACGAGCGGUUUCUGGUCGAGCAUUUGCGCCACUUGGGCCACUGGGCACUGCGGAUCAAGUCGGUGCGCACCGAGGACGAGGGCCUGUACGAGUGCCAGCUGUCCGUUCAUCCCGUACAAUCGGUGUUUGUCGAGCUUAAAGUCGUUGAGGCAACAGCAGAAAUAGUCGGAGCCCCCGAUCUGCACAUUGAUGAGGGAUCUACCUUACGGCUAGAGUGCAAAUUACAGCGUGCUACCGAGAAUCCCACGUUCGUGUUCUGGUACCACGAGCAGAAUAUGGUAAACUUUGAUCAGCUGAACGGAUUUUCCGUCACACCGUUCCAACCGCCGGCCACCGCUGGGCAUCCGGCGCACCUUCAUCCCUACCUGCUGCCACAUCCGCUCCAGGAGCACGAGCACGAUUUGCCACUGUCGUCCGAGGAGCAGGGAUUCAAUCUGCUAGACGACGAUGGACUACUCCAGCGUUCGCUGCAGCUAGGACAGGAUUCGUCCGAACCCUUCCUACCGCCGUCCGCUUCCUCCUCGCUGCUGCUAGCGUCGUUGGCGGCAGCGGCAGCCCUCUCUUCCGCGCCCCACCACCCACAACACCUAGAUCGGGCGGAUCUAUCGCUGGAACGGCAGGACGACCCGUCCGGUACGGCAUCGUCCGAUGCGCUGGAUCUACCCGGCGUACGCCAACAUCCGCAUCUGCACCAUCAGCACCAUCACCCGUACCACAGUCAGCAUCAUCUCGCGAUGAAUUACAGCGACCCAAUGCCGUACUCGCACAUCCUGACGCCGGCACCGAGCGUGCUAACGAUCAAGGAGGUCCACUUACGGCACGCCGGUAAUUACACGUGCGCACCAUCGAAUGCCCGCCCGGCCAGCAUCACCGUACACGUGCUGCAAGGUGAGAAGCCAGCAGCGAUGCAACACGCCAACCGCAGCCAGCUGGACGACGGUGGCAAACCGUCCCGAAGCGGAAGUCACCCACAGCGGUCCACUGCCACGCUGUCGACGAUGCUGGUGCUACUGCCGCAGAUGGUGAUGAUGCUGCUGACGGUGGUGAUGCUGCCCGGUUCGGUGGCGCACCAUCGGUGA